Messenger RNA from Colletotrichum graminicola M1.001, 1533 nucleotides. RefSeq lists its product as uncharacterized. The coding region runs from base 1 to 1533 and encodes 510 amino acids. Gene Ontology annotation, biological process: transmembrane transport; carbohydrate transport. The transcript is spliced from 5 exons. NCBI's taxonomy places the organism in Eukaryota, Fungi, Ascomycota, Sordariomycetes, Glomerellales, Glomerellaceae. Gene Ontology annotation, cellular component: membrane. The record is from RefSeq and is a predicted model, not a curated record. Gene Ontology annotation, molecular function: carbohydrate:proton symporter activity.
AUGUUUUUGAGUCUCGGUCGAGGCAAGAGCCUUCAGUUUGGCGUAACGAUAUGCUGUCUGAUUGCAUUUGUGCUGUUUGGCUAUGAUCAAGGCGUCUUUGGAGGUAUCCUCCAGAUGGAAGACUGGCUGAACCAAUUCGAUCAUCCGUCUGACUCAGAAACUGGUAUCAUUGUGUCGUGUUACAACUUGGGAUGCCUCUUCGGUUGCGUUCUGAACUUCGCCUUUGGCGAGAAGCUCGGCCGUCGAAAGACGAUCUGGACCGCCAUGGCGCUCGUGAUUGUUGGUGCCACGCUGCAAGCAACGGCAUACACUGUCCCUCACCUAGUAAUUGGACGUAUCGUCACGGGCUUCGGCACUGGUAUGAAGACCUCAACUGUUCCGAUGUAUCAGUCUGAACUGUGUGAUCGAAAGUACCGGGGCCGACUGGUGUCUGCCGAGACACUUUUCGUGGGCGUCGGAAUCGUUUUCGCAUACUGGUUCGAUUUCGGCAUGUCAUACGUCGGCGGCCCUAUUGCGUGGCGGCUUCCCCUAGCCUUUCAAAUUGUCUUCGCGCUCGUCGUCAUUGUGUUGGUUUUUGCCCUGCCGGAAUCCCCUCGAUGGCUAUUCAAGCACGGCCGCGAGCAGGAGGCAGUUCAUGUUCUCUGUGACGUCUUCGACAAAGAACCUACCGACGAGUACAUCCGAGCAGAAGUCCUCGCAAUACACCAUGCCAUCGAGCUAGACGCUAUAGAGGACAAAUCGUCCUCUUGGAUCAGCAUCUUCAGGAACGACCGCCUUAAAACCGGCCAUCGUGUUCUUCUGGCAUGGGGUGCACAGUUUAUGAACCAAAUAGGAGGCAUCAACCUGGUUGUUUACUACAUCCCAUCAGUGCUGGUGCAGAAUGUCGGUAUGACAGCCCACCUGGCCCAGAUCAUCGGGGGUUGCGUGCAGAUGAUGUUCAUGUUCGGCUCCAUACUGCCAGCUCUUGCGUUGGAUCGAAUGGGCCGCCGCAAAACUAUGAUGUGGGGAAGUGCUGGGCUUGGCUUCUGCAUGUUCAUGAUUUCGGUGCUCUUAUCUCGAGUCGGGCUCGCAAACGGUCAAGUUUGCGCUUCGGCUUCGGUAGCAUUUUUCUUUCUGUAUAAUCUGAUUUUCGGAAUGGGUAUGAACUGCGUUCCGUGGGUCGUCGUCCCCGAGAUCCUCCCGCUCCACGCUCGAACUCGCGGGACGGCUGUUGGUAUAAGUUCCAAUUGGCUGUGGAACUUUUUCGUCGUCAUGAUCACCCCAGUCAUUAUCAACCGUCUCCAAUGGAAGGCGUAUCUGAUUUUCAUGGUCACCAACUUCGUCUUUGUUCCCGUAAUUUACUAUUUCUACCCAGAAACCAGCAACUUCGGAUUAGAGGAAAUUGACGAAUUCUUCACAUCUGGUCGCAACCCGGUCAAGGUCGCAAAGGAGAUGACCAAGGCCAUGAGAAUCAGUGGCGUUAGGCCUGAGAAAGAUUUGAAUAAGACGUCGACCUCAGAGGAGAAGGCAAAAGUAGAUGUGGAGCACAACUAA